Molecule: messenger RNA, 1307 nt
Organism: Caenorhabditis elegans
Lineage: Eukaryota; Metazoa; Nematoda; Chromadorea; Rhabditida; Rhabditidae
Gene: fbxa-196
Product: F-box domain-containing protein
Exons: 5
Coding region: 53-1270 (405 amino acids)
Source: RefSeq, marked reviewed
AUUUAUUUCUUGAUACUUCGCCAGCUCUACGAAGUUUUUCCAAAUCGUCAAAAUGUCCGAUUCACCAAGAAGCGACGAAGAGGAUCUCAGUGAAGGUUCGGACAGCUCAGUAUCACUGCAUCAAAUCGAUCCCAAAAUUCAAUGUAUCGUCACGGACCCACGUGCAGUGCGAAUCUUGAUUCUACAUCAACAUCUUCAAGGCAUUCCAGUUUUCAAUGCAUAUAAAGCAAUGAACAAGGUAUUUGGAGAUCACUUUAUGGAAUACCGACACUUUGAAUAUUGGUAUAUGGGACUUGCAAAUGGGAGUUUAACCGUAGACUCUUAUGAUAGAUUUCAUACAUCAGAGAGAAAAGAGUUCACCGACUUUUCAACCUACUUCCAAGCAAUGAUUCUGGAUAAACUGAAUCCAAUUGAUCGGUUUGCUGCACGCGCAGUUUGCCGUGGUUUUAAGUCUAUGAUCGAUUAUCAACAUUCUAACCUGAAAACGAUGACUAUGUAUCUAGAAGAGAAAAGCGUUGGAUUGAAGACAAACGGUGGCUACGUGACCUAUGAAUUGGAGGAUGAGGACUGUCAAGUGAACUAUAAGAAACGGAAAAUGAUUGUUAAGGAUAAGAAACCAUUGGAGGUUGCUAUGAAGGAUGUAUCAAGACUUUUGAAGAUCAGAGGAUUAGAUAUGGAUUACUUCGCAAUUAUUAUGACGGAAAUUAUGGAAGAAGAGUUCGUUUCAUUUGAUGCUAUUAACGACGUUCUUAAAUCAAUUGGAAUCCUGUCGGCAAAAUCAGUAUUGCUCGAUUGGUUUCACACUUUUGAAAUUACUGUACUUCUGAAAUACUUUAAGCCUGGAAUCCUGGAGGACUUAACAAUUAAAUGUCUUGAAUCCGAUGAAGAGUUCACAGGAAAUCUGGUGUACCUGGAACAGUGGAAAAAGGCAAAGAAUCUGAAAUUGUCUAAAGUCCCAAAUUUUCCAAUUAUCGUCGAACAUCUCGAUAACUUCAAAUCUUUGAACUUCGACUUCCAUGGGGAACCUUUCUCAAGAGAUGAUAUCAUGAAGCUUCGAGAUGAGGUUCUUCUAAAAUCAACCAAGUUUGAAUACUUUUCUUGUAAAAAUGUGAAAUUCAACACAAAAAUGUUCGUGAAAGUUUUUGAUGCUCGCUCAACUCUAUUUUGUUCGUCUGGCUCAAUUGUUUAUGAAUCGUCCAAUGGAAUAUUCGAUAUUGCUUAUCAUCCGAAUGGGUUCAACAUUAAGAAGAAAAUUGACUCGCAAGUUUGAACUCGUGAAUAUUAGGAUAAUAAAUUAUUUAUCAUUU